UUUGCCACCCCGUAUAAAACCGUGACCGGGGUCACGGCGCGAUACCAACAGGUGAUGCCGAAGAAGGAGGACACUCCCUCGAGCGGCAUCUCGUCGAGCGUCUCUCCCGAGUCCUGCUAUCGUCGUCGUUGCCGCCGACGACGACGAUUACGGUGAUUUAAUAUAUCGUUUUCUUUGUUCGUCUCUCUCUCUCUCACUCUCUCUCUCUCUUUCUCUCCUUCUCUUUCUCUCUCUUUCUCUCUCGUUCUCACUUCCCUUUUCUGAAUCCAUUGUUUUACUUUAUAUCUUACGGAUUUUGCCGACAAUCACGGGGAGAUCCGUCUGCGCUACGCGAUUGUGAAGAUAUCAGACUCUUAUAUUCGCGUGUUAACGAAACGCGGACGAAGAAAAACUGGACGACGAAACCAUCAAUCAGUUCGAUGAUUUAGUGGACGGACAAAAUUUAUGGUGCACUGAUUCCUCUCUCUCGAUGCAGCUUUCCGCGCGUUUCUUCUAGCGAGAGAGUAUAUUGUGAAUAUAUAUGUUGUGCGAUUAUAACACGAGCGCGGAAUUGACUUGCAACAUGUGAUGAUCGAGUGCUCUCUUCCACGCAUCAGAUUUUGGCAAGGAUGCCACAAGGAAGUAUUCAAUGGCAAGGGACGCAGAGAAGAGCCUGCGGGCCUGGAGCUAAUUGGAAUGUACAGGUGGUGAGAAGCAAGGUGACAACACGGUGCUUGUGGCACGCCUGUAAAGCUCUCGGAAUUGGGCUACUGCUAAUGCUUUUAGGAGCUUGCAUGGCAACUAUAGGUUAUUAUGCGGAUCAGCUAUCGGUCGCCCAAGAAAUCAGAGGAAAUAUAACGGUAAAAGUGAAGAACGAAUCGCGAGGUUUUCACUUGAAUAAUCUAAGUUACGCAGGUCCUAUCGUUAUGGGUCUAGGAGGCUUUAUUGUAGUAGCAGCCUGUGUGAUGACUUUCGAGGCGCGUGACAGCGCAGCUAAAGUGGUACCAGCUCGUUAUCGCUUCAGCCAAGGAUCAACGUUAAGAAGUUCGAAGAAUCAACGUAACAGAAGAUCGACAUCGAGUCAGACGACAAAAUGGGAUCACCAACUGGGCCUAUUUCGAACGAAUCGCAGUCCGAGUCCUAGUACACACGAAGUCUCGAGAAAGCAAUUGACGGCAGAAUUUAUGCAAUUUUCAAAAGAUCUACAGGAAAAAGGAAUGUCGCAUUCCAUAAAGAAGAGUCCGAGCGCGCCAACAUUAAUCGACAAGAAAUCGCCACGCCGAAGAUCGCCUAAAUACGCUGGUUGCUCGCUCUUGAAUCCGGAAUUGCUACAAAGACACGCUGUUUCAGUCGACAAUCCGAGCUAUAGUCCGCAUCAGAUUAGCAGAGAAAGUUUAGAACAUCAAAAGAUGAAUGGUAGCCAAGUAUCAAUGGCAAUGGAUCUUCAUAUUCCGAACAAAGGUCCUGUUACGCUCAAAGUGAAGGACCGAUCUGAUACGGCAAGACGUCAUCAGUUGCUACGUCAAACAAAAGUGGAGGAUGUCGAAGAAGUUGACGAAGCCACGCGACCAUCGCCGACCGUUAUGUACUCGCCUAAGUUGCCAGGCACCUAUUGCAGAUAUCCCGACGAUUUUGUGCCAAGAAAAAGAAAUUCAAUAGAUUUGAGACUGUUGGAAGAAUUGACGGCGGUAUCGAAAGAAUUGAGCAAAACCUCGCCGCGAGACUUUCGUAAAAUCUCAUCGCCAAAUUUUCGUAAAAUGUCUUUCGAUAGAAUCGGCAGUGAUCGUCGUUUUGACAGAACAAAAAUGGGACAUCGAAAAGCCAGUCUCGAAUUCAAAAGAAGCCCCGAUUUUCGAAGAGGAGACUAUAGGUGGAAGAUGUCGGUGGAUAGAUUCAGCGUCGAUUGUACUCGAUACAUGCUCGACGAGGCGGAUAUAAAAUCACGAACGAGUAGCGGUGAGAACUUGCGAAGACAGACACGUCAUCCCAAGUUACUCCAUUCCAGAUCGGACGAUAACAGGAGACGAUCUUUCGACAAGCAUCCGAAAGAUCCUCAAUCGAGUCGACACUCUCUCAACGCUCCGGUCGUCGUCGAGUGUCCGGGAUACGAUUGUGAACCGAAGUACUUCACGACUGUGUCACUUGAUACCGAAGAGAGUCGUGCCGAUAAUUCCGAAGAGAGUCGUGUCGUAGACAUCGAUGAUGCGAAUCUUGCCGGUUUAUCGCCCGAAGGACCCACAGAGGCCGACGCGUUGCUCGAAGAACCGGAAUUAGAAAACGUCACCGAGAUUGAAAGAAAUAUUUUCGAACGCGACAACAACAAACGCGAAUCGCACGAAUCGUCCGGCAAAGAUCGCGUGAUCGCGUGCUUGCAAAUACAAAAUUUUACAAGCGAACACAUGGAUUCGCGAACGAUAAUUGAUGAUAAAACGGCACAGUCUUCAGAUCAGAUUGAGAUGUGCGAAACGACAUUGUACACGGAAGACGAUGAAGUCUGAAGUGUUGAAGAGAAAUUUUUUCGACAUAAAAAAAAAAAAAAAACAGAUCUCUUCCCACCGAAAUAUUUUAAGGAAAGAGACGACAAUGUUAUCGAAUAUAAAAAAAUUAAUGUUGUUGUUCACACAUUGCGACGUUUUAAUACUGCAGAUAUCUUUGCACAGAUGUGAGCAGAUUAUAUACAUGUAACACUAUUUAUCGAGAUUAUAAAUGUCGCAUCCGAUUGUCUUUGAAUGCGAUGUCGCGUUGUGAAAUACAUGCUCAACGUUUUAAGUUUUGAUAACGUAAAUAAUACGUACAUUUUAACGAGAUUGAAUUGCGUUUUAUAACGAGACAAUCAUUUUUUUAUCGGCAUCUCGCAUUACCUUUCGCACGAGGAGGAGGGUAACGAGAGCGUGUAACAUUUGCCACACACACAUUUGAUGACAAAUAAUUGUUAACAACAAAUUUUCACGUAGAGUGCAUAUGUAUAUACAUAUAUAUAUAUAUAUAUAUAUAUGCAUGUAUGUAUAGAUGAUAUAAAAUAAAUUUAAUAAAAGACUCAAAUAAUACAAACGUGAGAUUACAAGAAAGCUUUUUGUACUUGUAAUGAAAGAACUGUAUAACGUUCACAUAUGUAAAUAUUUCAGACUAUAUCUUGUAACUUGUUCGUGUCAUAACUGACGAGAAAAUCGGACAAAUAUGUCACGCGGUUCAAAAUAUAUAUAUAUAUAUAUAUACAUACGUAUAUAUUGUAGAUAAAGCAAUGUUAUUAAACAAAAGGAUUAUUGAAUAUUGCAAUAAAAAAAAAAUAGAAUAAUACCUUGUUUUUUUAUGAAACAAAAAUAAUAUUUUCCGAGCGAUAAUUGAAUUUUUUAAAUGUAAAAGGUGGAAAAAAUAAAUGUAAGACCGUUACUCUCUUAGCAAAUCCCAAGGUAAUGUAAUGGGAUUGAAAUUAAAAACUUGAAGUGAAUUUUACCUGUGCGAUACCCAUCGCAAACGUAUCUUUAAGAAAGUCUUCUUCAAUCAAUCACGAAACAUAUAUAUGUAUGUAAGCACUAAACAUUUAUAAAACUCAGGUCUAUUCUAACUCUAUUGCGUAAUUUGCGCAGGUAAAACUGCGGCCUACUUUUUGUGCUUCUUGAUAUAAUAUAUAUAUUUACACAAUUUGUUAUAUAUAUAUAUAUAUAUAUACAUAUAACAAAUUGUAUACAAAUUUAACAUGAUAAUUUUCUGGAUUCUAAUCUAUCUCUUCAGUUUAUGCCCAAAUAUACGACUCAACAUUUCUACGAGUAAUAAAAAUGUGACAGUUAAACUUGAAGUAAAACACACCUGUUUUUUCAUUUGGAAUAAAAGCUUAGCUGUGCGCGUGUAAUAUAUUUUUCUAUUCUCACACCAAUGUGUAAUACAUAGUGUUCGUUCAAUGUUGAGUACAUACACACACACACACACACAAAAUCAAUUAUUAUCAAUACAUGCAAGUAUUAAAUAUGGUUUUUUAUAA
Messenger RNA from Pseudomyrmex gracilis, 3958 nucleotides. RefSeq lists its product as uncharacterized. The transcript is spliced from 8 exons. Lineage: Eukaryota; Metazoa; Arthropoda; Insecta; Hymenoptera; Formicidae. Bases 609 to 2477 code for a protein of 622 amino acids. The record is from RefSeq and is a predicted model, not a curated record.